Molecule: messenger RNA, 1397 nt
Organism: Scleropages formosus (Asian bonytongue)
Lineage: Eukaryota; Metazoa; Chordata; Actinopteri; Osteoglossiformes; Osteoglossidae
Gene: atg3
Product: autophagy related 3
Exons: 12
Coding region: 157-1101 (314 amino acids)
Biological process (GO): glycophagy; autophagosome assembly; nucleophagy
Cellular component (GO): phagophore assembly site; cytosol
Molecular function (GO): Atg8-family ligase activity
Source: RefSeq, a predicted model, not a curated record
GUGACUUGGGGUCAUGUGGGCCAGCGGAGGGGGGGUGGUGGAGUCAGUAAACAGGGUUUGUGGUGUGUAUUCGCGAGGAAGUGAAACGGAAAGCGUUUCUUUACCAGCUUAGACUUAGUUGUUGGACAGCGGAGGGUCGGUUGUCCGGUUGCCGACAUGCAGAACGUUAUAAAUUCAGUGAAGGGCACCGCGCUGGGAGUGGCCGAGUUGCUGACGCCCGUUUUGAAGGAAUCCAAGUUUAAGGAGACGGGCGUCAUCACACCGGAAGAGUUUGUGGCUGCAGGAGAUCAUCUUGUUCAUCACUGCCCCACUUGGAAAUGGGUAUCUGGAGAAGAGUCAAAAAUAAAGCAUUAUUUACCAAAGGACAAACAGUUUUUACUGACUCGUAAUGUGCCCUGCUACAAGCGCUGUAAGCAGAUGGAGUACUGCGAUGAGCUGGAGGCCAUCAUAGAAGAGGAUGACGGCGAUGGAGGCUGGGUGGACACCUACCACAACUCAGGUGUUUCAGGAAUGACUGAAGCCGUGCGUGAAAUCACGUUGGACAAUAAGGACAACAUGAACAUGAAUGUGGACAUGGGUGCUUGUGGAAAUGAGGACGAUGACGAAGAUGGGGAGGCAGCUGACAUGGAAGAGUACGAGGAAAGUGGACUUCUGGAAACAGACGAGGCAACGCUGGACACCAGCAAAGUGCUUGAAGUGAGCAAAUCCAAAGCGGAGCCUGGGGGCGAGGACGCCAUUCUGCAGACGCGCACCUACGACCUUUACAUCACCUACGACAAGUACUACCAAACCCCGCGCCUCUGGCUCUUCGGCUAUGAUGAGGACCGGCAGCCACUGACCGUCGAGCGCAUGUAUGAGGACAUCAGCCAGGACCAUGUGAAGAAGACGGUCACUAUCGAGAACCACCCACACUUGCCACCCCCUGCCAUGUGCUCUGUGCACCCCUGCAGGCAUGCGGAAGUAAUGAAAAAGAUCAUCGAGACAGUGGCAGAAGGUGGUGGGGAGCUUGGAGUCCAUAUGUAUCUUCUGAUUUUCUUGAAGUUUGUGCAAGCUGUAAUUCCCACCAUAGAAUAUGACUACACAAGGCACUUUACCAUGUAAAUGGCACUUCAUCCACUCACACCUGUGAAUCCCUGGGCUUUAAAAGGUGGGGAAUUUACCAUAAUUCCAUGAGGGACGGAGCUCUUCUGUAUGGAACCCCUUUUCUGGACUGACUCAAGGAACCCUUGGUCUAUUUGCAUUCUGUUAAAAAGCAUGAUACGUGGGGAUUUCAGAAUGUUAAGGAGAGCGGCGCAGUGGCUUAUUUCAGGUCUGUGCUUGGUUCACUUACCACAAACGUUGUACUGCUUCAUCUGCCCAAGCUUUAGCAUUAAAAUCCUAACUCUUUGUACCUAAAA